Molecule: messenger RNA, 1653 nt
Organism: Onychomys torridus (southern grasshopper mouse)
Lineage: Eukaryota; Metazoa; Chordata; Mammalia; Rodentia; Cricetidae
Gene: Aire
Product: autoimmune regulator
Exons: 14
Coding region: 1-1653 (550 amino acids)
Biological process (GO): regulation of transcription by RNA polymerase II; humoral immune response
Cellular component (GO): cytoplasm; nucleus
Molecular function (GO): DNA binding; DNA-binding transcription factor activity, RNA polymerase II-specific; translation regulator activity
Source: RefSeq, a predicted model, not a curated record
AUGGCGGGCGGGGAUGGGACGCUGCGCCGCCUGCUGAGGCUGCACCGCACCGAGAUCGCGGUGGCGGUAGACAGCGCCUUCCCGCUGCUGCACGCUCUGGCCGACCACGACGUGGUCCCAGAGGACAAGUUCCAGGAGACACUCCGGCUGAAGGAGAAGGAGGGCUGCCCCCAGGCCUUCCAUGCCCUGCUGUCCUGGCUCCUGACCCGGGAUAGUGGGGCCAUCCUGGACUUCUGGAGGGUUCUCUUUAAGGACUACAAUCUGGAACGCUACAGCCGCCUGCAUACCAUCCUGGAGGGCUUCCCAAAAGAUGUGGACCUCAGCCAGCCCCGGAAGGGAAGGAAACCCCUUGCUGGUCCCAAGGUCUCAGUACUACCACCCAGACACCCCACCAAGAGAAAAGCCCUAGAGGAGCCUCGGGCUACCCCACCAGCAACCCUGACCCCAAAGAGCUCUUCCAGCCCAGGCUCCCACCCAAAGACCAAGCCCCCUAAGAAGCCAGAGGGCAACUUGGAGUCACAGCGCCUCCCACUGGGGAAUGGAAUCCAGGCCAUGUCGGCUUCUGUCCAGAGAGCUGUGACUGUGUCCUCCGGGGAUGUCCCAGGAACCCGAGGGGCCGUGGAAGGAAUCCUUAUCCAGCAGGUGUUUGAGUCAGGAGGAUCCAAGAAGUGCAUCCAGGUUGGGGGUGAGUUUUACACCCCUAGCAAGUUUGAAGACCCCAGUAGCAAUGCAAAGAAUAAGACCCGUGGUGGUAGCAGCCUAAAGCCGGUGGUCCGAGCCAAGGGAGCCCAGGUCACUAUUCCCGGUAGAGAUGAACAGAGAAUGGGCCAGCAGUGUGGGGUCCCUGCCCUUCCAGCCCUUCCCAGUGAGCCCCAGGUUCACCAGAAGAAUGAGGAUGAAUGUGCUGUGUGCCACGACGGAGGUGAGCUCAUCUGCUGUGAUGGCUGUCCCAGGGCCUUCCACCUGGCUUGCCUGUCCCCUCCUCUGCGGGAGAUCCCCAGCGGCCUCUGGAGGUGCUCCUGCUGCCUCCAGGGCAGAGUCCAGAAGAACCUGUCCCAGCCUGAAGAGUCCAGGCCCCUGGAGCCACCUGCAGAGACCCCGAUCCUCCUGGGACUGAGGUCAGCUUCAGAGGGGACCAGGGGCCUGUCCAGGGAGCUCCCAGCCAGCUCAGAGGCUGCCAUCACAUAUGUGAACCUGCUGGCCCCACCUUCUGCGGCCCCCCUGCCUCUGCUGGAACCUUCAGCACUACGCCCUCUGCUAAGUGCUGGGACUGAGGGGCAGCAGGGUGCGGCCCCAGGCGCACGGUGUGGUGUGUGCGGGGAUGGCGCGGACACGCUGCGGUGCGCACACUGUGCUGCGGCCUUCCACUGGUGCUGCCACUUCCCGAUGGCCGAAGCCCGGCCAGGGACGAAGCCCCGCUGCAAGUCCUGCUCUGCAGACCCGACUCCCACUCCUGGUGAGGCAGCGCCAACUUCUGCGCGCCUGGCCCCUGCGCUUGCCAAGGCGGGGGACGACUCCGCUGGUCAUGAGUCUGUUCUACAAAGGGAUGAUCUGGAGUCCCUCCUGAAUGAGCACUCCUUCGACGGCAUCCUGCAGUGGGCCAUCCAGAGCAUGUCACGGCCACUGGCCGAGACACCACCCUUCUCUUCCUGA